AUGUUACUUGUAGGCGGAGAUAACUGCGUGCGCGGCGUGGUUUCGCUGCCGGGCAGCCCGCGGGGAAACAGCGUCUCUGAACCCGUCGUGGGCUCCGCAGAAAGCCUCGUUACCAGGGUAUUAGCUGAGCAAGGUCUCGCUGCAUACUGCGAUCCAGAAUUCGUGAGAAAUACAUCUAGAGAGAUGCAAGAGGCGUUAGAAAUGACCCAGGAGCAAAUGGACAGAGCCGCUCAUCAGUUAAUGUUACAAGAAAGAAAUUUGAAGCAAGCACACAACCAACAAUCACAAGUUGGCGACAUCAUAGCUCGCCAGUACCAUCCCUUCCAUCAGCCCGCUACGAUGCCCCCUCCAGCCUUCAAGCGGUUAUAG
Messenger RNA from Parnassius apollo (apollo), 369 nucleotides. The record is from the annotation of a GenBank genome assembly. Lineage: Eukaryota; Metazoa; Arthropoda; Insecta; Lepidoptera; Papilionidae.